Brassica rapa (field mustard) is the source of this 3961-nucleotide messenger RNA. RefSeq lists its product as uncharacterized. The record is from RefSeq and is a predicted model, not a curated record. NCBI's taxonomy places the organism in Eukaryota, Viridiplantae, Streptophyta, Magnoliopsida, Brassicales, Brassicaceae.
GUACUUAGGCGGUUGGCCUAAGGUACCUGGAUUUAUUUCGGGAACUUCGGGUUAGUCGUUUAUGUAUACAUUGUGGCUUCUCGGUUUGGUUUCAGUUACGAGUGAUCGGCUGUGCAUGUUCUUGUUUGAUUGUUGCACGGCUGGUCGAGUCAACUUAUACUUAGACCAGAUCGGGGGUGUCACAAGUCUGGUUCAUGAUCCAGACAUGGUGGCUCAUACGGACAGUCCCACAUCCGUCCUUCUCCUUACCGUGGUCCAUGCUUCAGGAUACAACGAACCUGGACAGAAGCCGAUCAGUCACAUUUAAAAAUUUGUCUUUAUUUUAUUUAAUGACUAUAUCUAGAUCUACUUUUCUAUUUAAUUCCUAGAUCUGCAAAACUCUAUAAGUAUGAAACUCUUUCAUUAUAAUAAAUAAGAAAUCAUUUUUGUCUAAAGUUUGAGUUAAACUCUUUGUUCUUCGUUUAUAACUUGUUCUUAGUUUCUUGGUGAGUCAUAUCCAAGUAAACACCCCUCAAACUCGUUGGUCUUGUGAGUCAUAUCAAGCAACGGUUCGAGAUUCUUCUUUUGGUGGCCUUCUGAGUCAUAUCAAGCACCAACUGAAGCCGGGAAUAUCGAAGGCCAUUCCGCAACCAUCGUGCGACCCUUCAAUCCAUCUAGUUCUCCAUUCGGAGUUCAUAUCCAAAUCUGAUCCAUUCGAGUGAGCCGAUCUUAGGGUCCUUCAAGUGGUAUCAGAGCCGCUCGUUUGGUAUCUUCUGAAUCAUUCAUCUUUCUCAUCUUCCUUUUCUUAAUAAACACUCUUCAUCUAUCUAUCUUGAAUCCGGGCCCCUCAUUACCAUCCUCAAUCUAUCAAAAAAAAAGAUCUAUUAAAAAAAAAAAUUCGAAAAGUUUUUUCAUUUGGGGAUUGGUGGUGGAAGAGAAAGCCUGCUGGCUGAGGAGAAAUCCAGCCUUUGAGGUGGUUAAAACGGAUUCCCAAAACCAAAAAUCUCUUAUCUUUCUCUCUUUUAAAAUUCCCUUGUGUUUGCUUGGAUUUUGUCCAUUGAGUUUCUUUGAUUUGUUCUUCUUAGAACUUCGAGUGAAAACUUGUUGUGUGACCAUCCAAAUUCUGAGAGAAACACUUGAGUGGGUGAGAUUAAACACUUGAGAGUGUGAUGUUUUAUUUUCUAACUUUUGUGUUGAGAUUUUCAGGUUAUGAUGUUUGGUCUUCAAAGGAAAAGUAGUAAGGAGAAAUCCCCACAACAAACUAUCUCUCAAUCUUCAUUUAAAUAUUCUUUGAAUAAUUUUGAUGAGUUUGUUAGUGUGCAGGAUAGGCCAAACAGGAGGUGCAAUGAACCUUUCAAGUCGUCCCAAGGUGAAGCUAAUCCAAAGAGGCGAUUCCUUCAGUUUGAUGUCCAAGAGAUAUGUGACAAUUUUGAGAAGGGAAUGAUGAAAGCCCUCAAGGACAUCAGCAAGAACCAAAAGAAGAGCACAUCCAAACGUGCACCUGUAGCUGAGCCAUCCUUAUUCGUCAGCAAGAAAUCCAAAGAACUAACCAUUUUGCAACCGGAGCAUCCGAGUAGUCUUGUUUUCUCUCCACGGGUUUUAGAGGAUCUAGAUUUACCACAUCAAAGACCAUGUCUUGACACUAGGAUAUCUUUUGGUGAAGAUAUAGAUCCUAUCUUUGAUGAGGAGGACGAACCUGGUCCAGUCUUUAAUGAAGAAGCAACCAACAUCACAUCCAUCGUUAUGGAGAGCCAUCUUUGCUUUGAUCCCGGCACAACUCAUACCCCUUUGUCUUUUGAACUUCAAGCGCACUGUGAGUAAUCUGAUUUGCUUAAUUCUCAGCCUGAUAUGUUUGUUAAGAUCAGUUCUCUUGAUAGUGAUUCGUUUUGGUCUUGACAAGAUGAAAGAUUUUUGUGUUUCAAAAUCUGUUUUUGAAAACAUGAUUAAUUCUUGAAAAUUGUUUAAACCUGAGAAACUUCUUGAUCAAAAAUGUUUUCAAAAAGGCAAUGGCAUCAAGUCUGAAUUUAUUUUGAGUUUUGAUCAGUUCUUAAAGCAUAGCAAAGGCUUUGAUCGUUUUGAAAAAUCUCUUGAGCUUGAUUUGAAACAAACUGAUUUUUAUGCUAGAAAAUCUUUUGAUUCGUUUGUUUUCAAAAAGAAUAGCUUUGAUCUGAGUUCUUCUAAACAUGCAAUGAUCACUCAUAAUUUGAUUGCAUCCUCUUGUGUAUUGGAUGAUUUCUUGAUUAAAAAGAUGUUUGAACAGAAAUCACUUGAAACUGAAAUUGAUUUUUGUGAUCUUGAUUUUUGUGAUUAUGUUUUGCAGCUUGAUCUCUUGAGUUCUGAAACUGAUAAAACUUGGCAUUCUCUGAGAUCAAUUCUUGAUAAUUGUGUUGUUUUGAGCCUUGGUGAAAUUGUGGUUUACAACACUUUCUUUGAAAAACAUCUUGAGUCUUUGAUAGUUGAUUCUCAUUUUGAACUUAAGUUUGUGUGUUCAGAUGCUGAGCAGGAUAUGCACGUCUUGAAAAUUAAUACUAUUGUUGCAUAUCUUGAUAAAAUUCUGGUCUGUAAUGUCUACUUUGAUGUGCAUCUUGACAAGCUGAAAUGUGUGCAACUUGUUCUCUGAAAAGAUAUCUUGAUUUUUGAUUUGAACAAGUAUUUGUCUUGCACAUUUGAUCUUGGUCUUUUAGUGUUUGUUUUGAGUAUCCAGGAAAGACAGGUUCAGCCUCUGAGAAAUGAAAGCAUUGACCGUGCCCAACAGCCUGAGAUUUGGAGAAGCCUUGUUGUCCAAACCGGCUACCUUGGAGAUGUCAGAGAUAGGGUUUCAGUCCAAAAAGAAUAUCUGAACAUUCAGAAGGUCUUUUGUCAUGAAUCUAAUUUUUCUGGAAAGCCAACUGACCAAGGAUUCACGGAGGCUUGGAAUCACGUGAAACGCUUAAUCGAGGAAGCAGUUAUGAAUUUUCGAACCGGAGGUUCUCCAGUCUGUCUAUCUGCAAGUACCCGACUUCUAAAGGAGAUUCCAGACCAAGAAAGAAGCGGCCUGAGCCAAAACCGAUCCUCAACGAACCAAAGUUUCCAAGGAGAGCAAGCACAGGUGAAUUCCUAAAGACUUGUGUUCGUGGAACAUGGAACCGGAUAUACUUGAGGGAAACGAGUUCAAACCUCUAAGGAAGUUUCUGUCCAAAAUCUUCCUUCAUUGAAUUUUCCAUGAAUUUUAAAUCCUUUGUAUCUGAUUUAUUCCCUUUUGAUACAUGUACAAUGGAUUUGAGCACAAAUCCUUUUGAAGAGGGAGGGAAUGAUGUGCCGCAGUCCACGGAUCAGUACAUGGAACCAUCUCAGCAUGGAGUUCAGGUCGUUCUGAACAUUUCAACCGAGGUUCAUGUUUUUCACUAUGCCAGACUUGACUUGGAUCAAACCAGACUUGAGAAAGAUAAAGCCAGACUUGAGAAAGAUCAUCCCAGACUUGAGAAAGAUCAUGCCAGACUUGACUUGGAUCAUGAGGUUUCACAAAAUGAUCGAGACUUCUCUCUUCUGGCUCGAUUGGCCCAUACUGCACGUACAGGCGACCGUACUGAUGGACUGAUCGACCCUUUUGAUCAGUUCAUGCACUUUGAUCAGCCAAAUCUCACUAAGGCAAGGAUCCUUCACCUUUCUAAAGACAUAGGACGCACUUGUUCCAGUCUGGUUCAUGAUCCGGACAUGGUGGCUCAUACGGACAGUCCCACAUCCGUCCUUCUCCUUACCGCGGUCCAUGCUUCAGGAUACAACGAACCUGGACAGAAGCCGAUCAGUCACAUUUAAUAAUCUGUCUUUAUUUUGUUUAAUGACUAGAUCUAGAUCAACUUUUCUAUUUAAUUUAUAGAUCUACAAAACUCUUUCAUUAUAAUAAAUAAGAAAUCGUUUUAGUCUAAAGUUUGAGUUAAACUCUUUGUUCUUCGUUUAGAACUUGUUUUUAGUUUCUUGAUGAGUCAUAUCCAAGUAAACACCC